AAUCUGGAGUGAAGCAACACUGUGCCCAAUCGUAGAGGAUGAAGUUGUUUACAAAGUUGCUCAAAUUCUUCAAACAUGAUACGCAGAAGUUGGAGCACCUCAAAAAGGAUAUCGACAUAGAUGACCAUAUGAUUCCGAUAGAAGAGCUCUUUAACCGACUGAAAACAAACGAAGAGACUGGUCUGUCCACAGAAGAAGCGAAUGAGCGCCUACGAAUGUAUGGACCAAACACUUUAACUCCGCCUUUUCAGACUCCAGCGUGGCUCAAGUUUCUACAAAAUCUUUUUGGAGGGUUCAAUCUCUUACUGUGGGGUGCUUCCGCUGUCUCACUCGCUGGCUACUUCAUAGAACGCAGCGAAUAUGGAGAUGAGGCUAAAGAAGAUCAGUUGUAUCUGGCCAUAACGUUGGCUACCGUAGUGUCCAUAACAGGUAUAUUUUCUUUCUAUCAAGAAGCAAAAAGUGUGAACAUUAUGAGCACGUUUGCUAAUAUGAUACCGUCAAUGGCACAUGUUUUGCGAGAUGGUAGAGUAAUAGAUGUCAAAGUGGAUGAUGUAGUAUUGGGAGACAUUGUUGACAUAAGCGGCGGAGAUAAAGUUCCUGCUGACAUUAGAAUCAUAAGCGCAAGAGGUCUUAAGGUGGACAACUCAUCGCUAACCGGCGAAUCGGAACCACAAACGCGCACGGCUGAAUUUACCCAUAAAAAUCCUUUGGAGUCCAAAAAUGUGGCUAUGUUCUCCACAAGUGUGCUUGAAGGAUCAGCUAGAGGAGUAGUUAUACUGACUUCCGACAAUACAGUUGUGGGUAGAAUAGCGGCCUUGACCGCUCAAGUGUCAUCCGGACCAACACCUAUAGCUAAGGAAAUAAACCAUUUCCUGCACAUCAUCACAUUCGUUGCUCUUGGUAUUGGCGUGACGUUUUUUGUGCUAGCAUUCAUUUACGGCUCCACUUUGAUUCAGGCGGCUUUGUACUUUAUGGGCAUAGUAGUCGCCGAGGUGCCAGAAGGUAUUGUUGCUACUGUGACGGUGUGUCUGACGCUAACAGCCGUGAAAAUGCGUAAGAAACACUGUUUGGUGAAGAAUUUGGAGGCUGUGGAGACGCUCGGUUCGACAUCUACCAUAUGUUCAGACAAGACUGGAACACUAACUCAGAAUCGAAUGACGAUCACGCAUUUGUGGUGGGACGGAAUGAUAGACGAGGCCGAGCAAUGCCUGCCGAAUGGAAAACUUCGGGGUAGAAUAAGGCACAGAAUGGAAGGCACAUACAAGUUUUUGAUCAGAUGUGCGGCUCUGUGUAGUAGAGCCUCAUUUAAGCAAGAAGAUUUCUCAAUACCUUUGCCUCGUCGUGAAGUCAAUGGAGACGCUUCUGAGACGGCAAUCCUGAAGUACUGCGAGCUGAUUCUUGGUGAUGGGGGCACGAGGAAAAUGCGAGAUAAAAAACCAAAAGUGGCGGAAAUCCCGUUCAACUCUACGAACAAAUAUCAAGUGUCAAUUCAUGACAAUGGCAAUCGGUUCUUGUUGGUGAUGAAGGGUGCCCCAGAAAAGAUUAUGAAAGCAUGUUCUUCCGUUCUCAUUGAAGGAGAAGAGAGAGCAAAGGAUAAAAAAUUUGAAGUAGACUUCAAAAAGGCUUAUGAAAAACUGGGUGGAUUUGGUGAGCGCGUUCUUGGCUUUUGUGAUUUGGAGCUCGAUCCAGAAAAAUUUCCAAAAAAUUAUGUGUUUGACACCGAUACUCCGAACUUUCCCUUAACGAAUCUGCGAUUUCUUGGAUUCAUGGCAAUGAUCGAUCCACCUCGGCCUGGAGUUCCACAAGCAGUUCGUUUAUGUCAGUCGGCAGGGGUUACGGUAGUGAUGGUAACAGGAGAUCACCCAAUCACAGCAAAAGCAAUUGCUCGUCAAGUUCACAUUAUCUCAAGAAGAGCUAAGCUCAUAGAAGAUUCUGAUGAGCCAGUACCAAAUUUCGAAAGAUAUGGUGAAGGAAGGUUGUUGCCUACGACGGCUAUCAUAAUCCAUGGUGAGCAGUUGAAGUUGCUGAGCACAGCAACCCUACACGAAAUUGUCAGUCAUUAUCGGCAGGUCGUGUUUUCCCGGACAUCACCAGCGCAAAAGUUACAAAUCGUAGAAGCUUAUCAAAACACGAACAACGUUGUUGCUGUCACUGGUGAUGGAGUAAACGAUGCUCCUGCGUUGAGAAAAGCUGACAUAGGAAUUGCUAUGGGUAUUGCCGGAACGGAUGUGUCAAAACAAGCAGCUGAUAUGAUUUUGCUCAACGAUAAUUUUGCUUCUAUCGUAACUGGAGUGGAGGAGGGUCGCUUGAUUUUUGACAAUCUCAAAAAAAGUAUUGCAUACACGUUGACGUCUAAUAUACCUGAAGUUGUACCAUUCAUGACGUAUGUGAUUGUUGGGAUCCCGCUACCUCUAUCAGUUGUAGCUAUACUUAUGAUUGAUUUGGGAACAGAUCUGUGGCCUGCGAUAGCGCUAGCUUACGAAGUGCCUGAAAGUGACAUUAUGCAACGCCCUCCAAGGAAUCCUGAAUAUGACAAGCUUGUCAACGUCCGGCUAAUUCUUUUUGCUUACUUCCAAAUUGGCGUUUUCCAAAUGUGCGCUGGCUUUGUCACUUACUUUGCAAUCAUGAUGAAACAUGGAUGGCAUCCAAUGGAUUUGAUAGGAAUACGGGAACUAUGGGACAGCGAAUUUGUAGAAGACUUAGAGGACAGCUAUGGACAACAAUGGUCGUAUAAAGCCCGAAAGGGACUUGAAGCUAGUUGUCAAGCUGGUUAUUUCUUUGCUGUGCUCGUUAUUCAAUGGGCGGACGCACUCAUAUCAAAAACAAGAAAAAAUUCCAUUGUAACACAAGGCAUGGAAAAUCAAGUGCUCAACACAUCGUUGUUAUUUACCACCGCUCUAACCAUGUUCAUUACGGUGGUGCCUGGGGUGAAGGAUGUGCUGAAUUUGGAUGGAGUACGAUUGGGAGAAGCUAUGAUUUCCGUGUAUUUUGCCGUUAUAAUGUUUAUCUAUGAUGAAGUUCGUCGUUGGUAUUUAAGAAAGUAUCCUACAGGAUUUAUAUAUAGCGAAACAUACUUCUGA
Molecule: messenger RNA, 3080 nt
Organism: Cylicocyclus nassatus
Lineage: Eukaryota; Metazoa; Nematoda; Chromadorea; Rhabditida; Strongylidae
Source: the annotation of a GenBank genome assembly